AUGCGCCAGAACUAUGCGGGUGGGCAACAAGGUGGACGUGUUCCCCUGGCAGCUGCUGGGAUGCGAAUGGCAUGCUUACCAUUCAAGGCCGCCUGUAUGUGGGAUGCUGUGUCCCCUGGCUAUGUGGGCAACAAGGCGGCCGUGUUUCCCCUGCAGCUACUGGGCUUCGAUGUGGACCCCAUUAACUCCGUGCAGCUCUCCAACCACACUGGGUACCCCACGUGGAAGGGGCAGAUACUGGACGGGGAGCAGCUGUGGGCGCUGAUAGAGGGGCUGGAGGCCAAUGGGCUGCUCUUCUACUCGCACCUGCUCACUGGUGGGCUGCAUCGGAUCGCUCUCGUUCCUGGAGACUGCUACACCGGAUCCCUCUCCUUCCUGGAGACUGUUCUGAGGGUGGUGGAGAAGCUCAGAUCAGUCAACGUCAACUCGACUCUCUCCAUCUCUACCCCUCUCUACCCUCCUCGCCCCCUCUCCUCUCUUCCCUCCCACCAGGCUACAUCGGGUCGCUCUCCUUCCUGGAAACUUGAUAAGGGGCAUUGGCUGUUUCUACACGGCAGCUACUCCUUGCUACCGCUUAUCCCACCUCUCCUUGCUAAAGUUUCCCAUCUCCCACCAUCUCUCUUUCCCUCCCCUUGCAACAUGCAAUUCGACUUGACUUUUGAGUCGACUCAGAAGUCAUCUCCCACCAUCUCUCUUCCCCUCCGCCACAUCUUCACCCCUCCCCUUCCAACGUGCGAUUCAGUGAUGGGGGACGUCAGCCAUUUGAGGCUGCUUGAAUCUGGCCUGCUGCCCUUCCAACCUUGCCACCCCUUUCCCUCUACCUCUCCCCCAACCUCUCCAUCCCAUCUCUCCUCCGCUCCCCUCACAGUGUGCAAUCCAGUGAUGGGGAACGACUCCUUGUGCGAUCCACUGAUGGGGAAUGACGGCCGUCUCUACAUUGCUGCUUCUCCAUGUCACCUUCUCCCCCAACUCUCCUUACUCUUCCCUCUCCCUUCCCCCCAUCUCCCCGCCUCCCUCCACUUUGCUCUACCCUUCCUCCCUUCUCCCCACCUCCCCUCCCCUACCCCCCACUCACAGUGUGCGAUCCAGUGA
Molecule: messenger RNA, 1092 nt
Organism: Closterium sp. Naga37s-1
Lineage: Eukaryota; Viridiplantae; Streptophyta; Zygnematophyceae; Desmidiales; Closteriaceae
Source: the annotation of a GenBank genome assembly